AUGGCAUCCACGGCUGAUCCUCUCAGCGUGGUGGCCGAUGGCCUCAUGGCGAAGAACACCCGGUCGGUGAUUCGCGUCGUCAUUCUGUUCCUCAUCGCAGCUGCCGCCGUGGCCAGCCGUCUCUUCUCGGUCAUCCGAUUCGAGAGCAUUAUCCACGAAUUCGAUCCCUGGUUCAACUUCCGCGCCACAAAGUACCUUGUCGCCAAUGGCUUCUAUAGCUUCUGGGACUGGUUUGAUGACCGCACCUGGCAUCCUCUCGGCCGUGUCACCGGCGGCACCCUCUACCCCGGCCUUAUGGUCACCAGCGGCGCCAUCUAUCACGCCCUCCGCGCUCUGACUAUCCCGGUCGACAUCCGCAACAUCUGCGUCCUGCUUGCGCCGGCCUUCUCCGGCCUGACCGCGUACUCGGCCUACCUGCUGACCAACGAGCUGACCACAUCGCCCUCGGCCGGCCUGCUUGCUGCUGCCUUUAUGGGAAUUUCCCCCGGCUAUAUCUCGCGGUCUGUUGCUGGCAGCUACGACAAUGAGGCCAUUGCUAUCUUCCUGCUGGUCUUUACCUUCUUCCUCUGGAUCAAGGCCCUGAAGCUGGGCUCCAUGCUCUGGGGCGCCCUUUGCGCCGUCUUCUACGGUUACAUGGUGGCUUCGUGGGGUGGCUAUGCUUUUAUCACCUGUCUGCUGCCGCUCCAUGCUUUUGUCCUGAUCUGCAUGGGCCGUUACAGUACCCGCCUCUACGUGGCUUACACCACGUGGUACGCCCUCGGAACAUUGGCCAGCAUGCAGAUUCCGUUCGUUGGCUUCCUCCCGGUGCGAACCAGCGAGCACAUGCCGGCACUCGGCAUCUUCGGCUUCCUUCAGCUCCUGGCCCUCCUCGACUACGUACGGUCGGCUGUUCCGAGCCGGCAAUUCCAGACCUUUCUCCUGCUCUCAGCCGGAAGCGCCUUCAGCAUUGGUCUUAUUGGUCUGGUCAUCGCCACAAGCGCUGGCGUAAUUGCUCCUUGGGGUGGCCGUUUCUACUCCCUCUGGGACACGAGCUACGCCAAGAUCCACAUUCCCAUCAUCGCCUCUGUAUCGGAGCAUCAGCCUACUGCGUGGCCCGCCUUUUUCUUCGACCUCAACUUCCUCAUUUGGCUGUUCCCUGCCGGCGUGUACCUCUGCUUCCAGAACCUAGCGGACGAGCACGUCUUCAUCGUGGUCUACGCUCUGUUCGGCAGCUACUUCGCUGGUGUCAUGGUGCGUCUGAUGCUGACGUUGACGCCUGUUGUGUGCGUGGCUGCGGCUAUGGCGGUGUCCUCACUACUCGACUCCUACCUCGUUCUCGAGUCGCCCAACUCUGUUGCUGCCGCGGCCGCGGAGGAGGCUGCGGAGAAGAAGUCGGUCAAGAGCGCCGGCCUGAAGUCGACGUCUAAGCCGGUUGUCGGCAUCUACUCGCUCCUGUCCAAGGGUCUGAUUACAUCCGCCAUGACAGUCUACCUUCUCCUGUUUGUGGCGCACUGCACGUGGGUGACGUCCAACGCAUACUCGUCGCCAUCCGUGGUUCUGGCGAGCCGCAUGCCCGACGGCAGCCAGCACAUCAUCGACGACUACCGCGAGGCGUACCAGUGGCUGCGGCAAAACACGGAGGAGGACGCCAAGAUCAUGUCCUGGUGGGACUACGGCUACCAGAUCGGAGGUAUGGCGGAUCGUCCAACGCUGGUGGACAACAAUACUUGGAACAACACGCACAUCGCGACGGUUGGCAAGGCCAUGAGCUCGCGCGAGGAGGUCAGCUACCCGAUCAUGCGGCAGCACGAGGUCGACUAUGUCCUCGUGGUCUUUGGCGGUCUGCUGGGCUACUCGGGUGACGACAUCAACAAGUUCCUGUGGAUGGUGCGCAUUGCCGAGGGCAUCUGGCCCGACGAGGUGAAGGAGCGGGAAUUCUUCACUCCCCGUGGCGAGUACCGGGUAGACGACCAGGCCACGGACACCAUGAAGAACAGUCUGAUGUACAAAAUGUCGUACUACAACUACCAGUCAAUGUUCCCUCCUGGCCAGGCUCAGGAUCGCGUGCGUGGCUCCCGUCUGCCCGAGAAGGGCCCGACACUGAACACGCUGGACGAGGCCUUCACCAGCGAGAAUUGGAUCAUCCGUAUCUACAAGGUCAAGGACCUGGACAACGUUGGCCGGGACCACGGAGCCGUGGCGUCCUUCGAGCAGGGGCACAAGAAGAAGAAGUCAUUGAGACGCAAGGGUCCCCGGACCUUGCGCUUGGACUGA
Grosmannia clavigera kw1407 is the source of this 2253-nucleotide messenger RNA. RefSeq names its product oligosaccharyl transferase subunit. NCBI's taxonomy places the organism in Eukaryota, Fungi, Ascomycota, Sordariomycetes, Ophiostomatales, Ophiostomataceae. Bases 1 to 2253 code for a protein of 750 amino acids. Gene Ontology annotation, biological process: post-translational protein modification. Gene Ontology annotation, molecular function: dolichyl-diphosphooligosaccharide-protein glycotransferase activity. The transcript has 5 exons. Gene Ontology annotation, cellular component: membrane. The record is from RefSeq and is a predicted model, not a curated record.